UAAAGAGUUUCUUCUUUAAAACUUUUACUUACUUUGUGUGUUCUUACUCCAUCGAGUGAAUCACACAUUAGAAAAUUCUGUUCUGGAUAGCAUUCAAUAUUUUGGGUUCAAAGUACAGCUUGACAACUGGGAGUGGGGCAAGAUCUGUGACAAUUUUUAUCAGUGAAGCAAAAGUUCCCACUGUAAUGUGGGCUCAGAGGAAUGAUGUUGUUUUUCUCACAAUAUGCUUAGAGGACUGUGAAUCCCCAACUAUAAACUUAACAGAACAAAAACUUACAUUCAGUGGUAAAGGAGGUACAAAUAAAGACUUAUUUGAAAUAUCACUAGAAUUUGAAAAGGAAGUAAAUCCACAGGAAUCAAAAUAUGCAGUAAAACCAAGAAAUGUAAGCUUUGUGAUAAAGAAGAAGGAAUCUGGUCCAUACUGGCCUAGAUUAUUAAAAGGCAUUAAAAAAGCUUUCUGGUUAAAAACAGAUUUCAACAAAUGGAAGGAUGAAGAUGAGUCUGAUGAUGACAUGGAUAAAAACAUGGAUUUAGCAGAGAUGAUGCAGAAUAUGGGAGGUAUGGGUGGUGGAAUGGGUGGAAUGGGUGGCGGCCCAGGUGGACCAGGUUUGAUUGAUGAUGAAGAAGACAGUGAUGAUGAAGAUUUGCCAGAUUUAGAAUGAGAGUGAAUGCUGUAACAUUAAAAUAUACAUGGAGUGAACGAUCAAGCUGUAAAGGCAAUGACAGCAGUGUUCAUGAUUGCUUUACUAUGUUUUACAUGGUACUGGCAAAUCCUGUUUCGAAUACUGGAUGGUGUGAAGUGUUCACAAGGACAAAUUUAUUGUGGAACACUUUAGUGAUAAUGUUAUGUACUGUAUGAAAAAUAUUUUUUCAGUUUUCGUAUCUUGUUCAUUGAAAUGUCUUCAUUUUGUACGCAAUUUUUAAUGCAGGUCUGACAAUAAUUAUGCAGGAGUCUAGAUGCAAAAUUUAAUAAAAAGUUUUUGAGGAUUUCUGUGUUGAACAUGUCUAUAGAAGUUUUUUUUUUAUCAAAUUUUUGCUUCAAUAUCAAUAAAUAAAAUAGUAACUUGUGCAUUUCAAAUGUUGCAUUGUGUACAUUUAAUUGAUUUUUCUAUCAUGUCAGCCAUAUCUUAUUCCAUUUUUCUUUCUGUUUGUGUUUUAUGUGUUUUAUAACUGAAGUCCGUACAUAUAUUGCCCUGAAAAGUAGAUGAAACAAAAAGGUGAUGCUGUGUAUUGCAUAUCAGAAGUCAUGAUAAUCUUACACUCUCUCGCCAGGUUUGCUAUAUAACAUUAAAAAGAAUCAAACAUACUUUGUCAAAUUUAUUCAUUUCUGGUUUGUUUAAUUCAUAAAAAUAUUAUAUUUAUUUUAUUUUUAGGAGACUAGGUAGAAAAUUUCAAACAUCAGCUGUCAGUUUUACCCAUCCAUAUAAUAUAUUAUACUGUAAGCAUGUAUAGCUCAUGUUCUUCAUGCCAUCCAAAGUUUCAGCAUAUGUAUAAAUAGAUUUUUUUUACUUUCAUUUAUGUUGUGGACCUCCUUCAGUUGUCUGUCACCAGUAGCUGUGGACUGGUUGCGUAUGCGAGUUUCAGAGAUCCUCCCGUGUGUAACAGCCAAUGCUCUUGUGUGUAACAGUCAGUCAAUGAAAUCCGAUUAUACAAGACUGGUUCCUGUUUUGCAUCUUGUCAUGGUCAAAACUGGGACCAAGAAAACACUGGUCUGACUGCAUAUUUAAUCAGUAUCAACCAUGUGUAACACAAGUUGGUCAACUCAUGCACUUCUUUUACCAUCAACUGUCAUUCAGCUUAACAAUUGUGCAGGCAUCAAAGGAGAUCCAAAUGCUGAGUGUUGCUAAAUUUAGAAUGGAAUAUAUACAUGUACUGUCAGGCUUAUUUGAUAAAACCGGUUUGCUUUUGCUCUGUUGUCCAUUUUCAUGUUCUUUUUUAUGCUCAUUUUACAUUGCAUUGAAGCAGAAAACAUAGUUUAAUAAAAUAAAUAUACGUGAAACAGAGUUUUUAAAUUAUAAUAAUUUUUGUGUUUUACAUUUUUCCGUAUAUGUAACCAUACAAAGAACAUUUCAAUGUUUAUGAAGAAUAAGACCAAUCACUUUUUAACUACAUAAUUCUGUCCUCUGUUUAGCAACACUUUUAUUUGACAGUUGAAAAGCUUGAAUAUUGUUAAUCAGGGAUAGCGAGAGUACAGUGUGAAAAACUCGGUUUUUUGGUGUGUUUUUUAAGUGGUAGAAUACUUCACUAUAUUUGUUAAGGCAAUAAAAUAAUAUUUGUGAAAACCAAUUUCCAGCUAUUUGACCAAAACAAUUACUACUGCAAUGUUUACAAUUAAUAGAUGAAUAAGAUGAAAUUUGAGGAUAAAAUAUAACUUGCCCCCACCAAAGUAUUUACCCCAGGACAAGUAGACAAGGGUAGAGAUUUGCCAAGGUUCUUGUCACAUUGAAACCUUUUACUGCUGUAUAAAAAAUCUGCCAGGACCCACAUUCAUCAUUGUCUCACGUCAGAAAUUUAGACUCUUAACUUGAACAUCAUAGAUCUACCUGGUUUUCCUCAAGUAUCUACUAGGAUUCAUUGUAGAACUAUCAGAAAUAUUGACAGUGCAAGUUCAGUUUUAUCCAAAUUUUCAGUCAUAAACAAGUGUAGGGAAAGAAAAUUGGCAUUCUUGAGUGUUUUAAGUCUAAAUUUCUGACUGAAAACUGUAAUGAAUAUGGUCCCAAAAAUGUGUUUUCUUCAUACUGUUCGGAUGUCUGGAUAUUUGGAAAAGAAUAAAAUCAUGUACAGGUUUACUUUUAAGAUACAAAAUUACUGGCUCUGCUGUGAUACUAGCAGAUAAUAAAAUGUUAGUGAAUA
Messenger RNA from Mercenaria mercenaria, 2853 nucleotides. RefSeq names its product prostaglandin E synthase 3-like. Gene Ontology annotation, molecular function: protein-folding chaperone binding; Hsp90 protein binding. Gene Ontology annotation, cellular component: nucleus; cytosol. Gene Ontology annotation, biological process: protein folding; chaperone-mediated protein complex assembly. The transcript is spliced from 8 exons. The record is from RefSeq and is a predicted model, not a curated record. NCBI's taxonomy places the organism in Eukaryota, Metazoa, Mollusca, Bivalvia, Venerida, Veneridae. The coding region runs from base 186 to 662 and encodes 158 amino acids.